Molecule: messenger RNA, 1051 nt
Organism: Ananas comosus (pineapple)
Lineage: Eukaryota; Viridiplantae; Streptophyta; Magnoliopsida; Poales; Bromeliaceae
Product: WEB family protein At1g75720-like
Exons: 2
Coding region: 173-820 (215 amino acids)
Source: RefSeq, a predicted model, not a curated record
UACCUCCUCUCUCUCUAUCUCUCUCUCUAACAACACCCUCUACCCUCCCCCUCUAUCUAUCUCUCCAUAUUUUUUGUACUAUACAUAGACCUAUAUUUAUAUUUAUAUAUAUAAGUAGAUACUCUCAUUAGUGGUAAUUUGUUCUUGGAGUGUGAAAAUUAAAGGUGCUAGCAUGGAAGGCCAUGAAGAGAAUGGUGUCAAUAUCAUUGUUAAGAGAGUCGAGAUCGACACGAGCGCGCCAUUCCGAUCGGUGAAGGAGGCGGUGGCGCUCUUCGGAGAAAGAGUUUUAGCUGGAGAGGUCUACGCGAAUCGGCUUCAUGAGAUUCGAAAUGAAUCAAACAAGACCAAGCAAGACACCUCCCACGUCGAGUCGAUCAUGGCGGAGCUAGGAGAAGCGCAACACGACCUAGAGAAAGAGCGCGAGGAAAACCUACGGAUGGCGGAUUGCGUCAUUAAACUUCAACAAGAGCUUGAGCAAACCAAGAUGGAGCUUAAACAACUCCAAAAAAGAGAGCAUUCCUCUAAGAGAGCUGUAGAAGUUGAGAUUGAGGACCUGAAGUUCGUUGAGAAUGCCAUGUCUUAUGAGGUCGAGAUAGAGAAACCGGCUAUUAGCCAAGAACUAGAGUUCCAAAAGAAGAGGUAUGUUAGUUUCGCCGACGCUCCUUCACUUUCUCGAGUACUAAGCGUCGAUAACGGGGUUCUAGAAAGGCAAUUUCCUAUGGAGAAGGAGAGCACACCAAGCAAGAAGAAGAAGAAGACCUUGGUUCCUUUCAUUAGAGCACUAUUCAUCAAGAAAAAGGGCCCUCCAUAUAAAGCUUGAAGAUCAUGAUUAUGAUAUUUCAUAUUUUGAACAUAAAAAACAAUAUCAUGGAGAAUAUAUACUUUUUCUAAUAGUUGCUUUUACUCAAUUUCAUAUGUUUUGUCGAUUUAAACUCUUUAAAAUGGCGACUUUUCGAUCUUCUUGCUAUUCAUAUUGUACACAUGUAAGCACUUCCAUAUGAUAACAAAAUUCUAUAUACAAAAUAAGGAUCCAAUUUUCAUUCAUUGCUCU